Molecule: messenger RNA, 2137 nt
Organism: Paramecium sonneborni
Lineage: Eukaryota; Ciliophora; Oligohymenophorea; Peniculida; Parameciidae
Source: the annotation of a GenBank genome assembly
AUAGAAAAUUCCUCUAUAUAAAUAGAAUAAGAAUUUAUUAGUAACACACUCAAAAUAUCAAAAAUAAAUAUCAUUUUAUUAUAAUUAAAUCUGAAAUGCUUUUGCACCAUGCCAUUCGCAUUGUUGAAAAAAAUUAACCAAUAAACGAUUCUAGUAAUUUAACCAAUCUUGAUUUUAAACUAUUUAAUCAAACUACUGGAAAGAAAUAUGAUUAUCCUGUAAGUAUUUUUAAUAAAGUAGGUUUUUGGAAAAUAAUGUAAUCAUUUUGGUGACAAAUUCAUCGAUCUUUAAAAUGCAGUUGAUGGAUUUAAUUCCUAAGAAAGACAAUAUUAAUGUCCACAUUGUGAUUAGAUUUAUAAAGAAAUCUCUGACUUCACACCACAUGAUCUCUUUAAGAAAAUUUAAAAUGAAUUCCAUCCUUAAACAAAUACAAUUUCAAUUGUACAUGGAAUUUUAGUCAGUCAUAUUAAACGUAAUAAAAAAAGAUUUGGUGAUCCCUUGAUUUCAGAUAAAAUUAAAAACUCAAUAAUAGAUCUGCUAACUUAAAGAGAAGAUGAUCCUUUUUAAAAAGCUUCCUAAUCUACUACUUUAGCUUAACUUGAUUAAAGAUUGAAAACAGAAUUUUAAAUAUAAUUUUAAUCAAUGUGUUUACUUGAUAAUGUAAAUAUAAACAUUCCUGUCAGACAUAAAGAUUGUAAACACAUUUAAGCUUAUGAAUUAACAAGUUUGAUUAGCUAUCAGAUUGAAAAUUAUAGAGAUUAAAAAAAUAAUUAAUUGAAAUAAAGAGAUACUGUUAGGUAUUUAAAAUGCUAGUAAAGUGGCUGUCACUCAAUAUUCCCUUUGUAUUCGGAAAUAGACCUGAUAAAUUCUCUUGUAGUUGAUUUUUAAUUUUUAUAAACGAUUAAAAAAGCAUAUCCUGGAAAUUAACUCUAUAUAAUCAAUAAGACAAUUAAUAAUGAGAUUUUACUCACCGAUUGGAUUUCAAAUAGCACAAAUACUAAAGACAAAUUUAUAUAUUAAUAUUGGGCUUAAAAGGAGAAUAAAAUAGAAUUAGAAAAAUUAUUUUCUUAUGAUGAAUUUUAAAGAAAUGUUUUAGAAAAAAUGGCAACAAUUAUGAAUUUGGAAUAGCCCAAAGCUAUCAAAGAAAAAAUUAAUCAAUAUAAAAAUUCAAUUUGUUGGAUGAAAUUAAAAGAUUACUCAAAUCAAAUGGUGGAAUAUCCUACCAGAUGUGUUAAUUGUCCAAUCCCAAAACCAUUAGGCGAAAAAUAACAAGAUAUCAUAGAACCAUAACAAGAUAACAUAAAACCAUUAAAUAAUUGGGAUAUUAGAACUUUUAUAGCAUAUAUUAUUCAUAAAAAGAAAAAGGCGGAGGUAAAAAAAUAAAAUACAGAAAAAUUAAAGUGCCCCUUAUGCGAAAAUGAAUUUAAAAAGAAUUUAGUAUAGAUGUAAUUUAACAAUGAAUUAAUUUUUUAUGAUGCUUAAUUGUAUUAAAAAAUGUAGAAUAGAUUAUCAGAUAUAAAAUAUGAGCCAGAUAAUUUAUUUGAGUAUAGAGGUAAGGAUUACUUGCUUGAGAAUUUUAAGAAUUUAUGGAAAUAUAGCGUUGAAGAUUUUUUAAAGUAAUGAUAUAAAUUUUAUAUUUAGUGAUGAAAAUGUAAGUGAGAAUGGAAAGAUAUAAUAUAAAACAAUCAAAUGUCACAAUUUUAGAGAUUUAUAUUUAAAAAAUCCAUUAAUAAAUUUUAAAUGCAAGAAUUAGAUAAGGUUUAAUUUUGAUUAUUUUUAUAAGAAGUUUCAAGAGAAUAAUUUUUAGUUUAAGAAUGGCAUAAAAUUAUGUUAAUGCUAAGAAACAGAAUGUGAAUUGGUGACAGAAAUAGAGGGAUAGUUAUAUUAUGAUCAUGUUUAUAAUGAAGCUUAUAAAAAUAAACCAACUCAUUGUAAUUGUGAUUAAGGAUUUGAAUAUGAUUUAAAAAACAAGAAGUUCAGAGAAUUGAAAUAAGGAGAAUAUGUUAUGAUGAAAUUGAUAGCCCCAAUAGUAAGACAUUUUAAAGAGGAUGAACAAUUGGAGAGAGGGUUGUCAUUUAAAUAUUAAUAAUAAGGAUAAAGGCAAUAGAUAAGAUAAUAAUCUAUAAUGGAAUAAUGA